Molecule: messenger RNA, 3312 nt
Organism: Theileria annulata
Lineage: Eukaryota; Apicomplexa; Aconoidasida; Piroplasmida; Theileriidae
Product: putative P-,Q-rich family protein, putative
Exons: 1
Coding region: 1-3312 (1103 amino acids)
Source: RefSeq, a predicted model, not a curated record
AUGUAUUUUAUUUAUAAAUUUUUGUUUUUUGUACUCUCAUUCAUUUUUUGUAAAUACACUAAUUGUAUUUAUCAAACUAUUGAUUUGACAAAUCUUAACUUUUACUAUAUUCAUUGUGAGAUGGAAGAUCUUUACGGUAACAUUAGCAUUGUCACAGUUGUACCAAAUGACUCAGUAAAAAUAAUUAAGGUGAAAUAUAAAGUAAAUAUUUUAUGGACUAAUAUAUUACCUGGUGAGUAUCUUAAUGAAGUCAAACUGUAUAAGUUAUACGGUGAACCUAAGCUAGCGCUUGUAGUUUCGGAUUUUUAUGGUACUAAGUAUGUAAGAUUUUUUGUUAGACAAGGUUUCAUUUGGGGCGAAAUAAGGUUGAACGAGUUUAAUGAAAGUUUCGAGACAUUAAUUAGAACAAGGGUGUUUUAUCUGAAAAAUGUUGUAGAUACUGAUACUUUUAUGGUUCAACGCCAAGUUUUUGCGGGAUUUCCGGCCUACAUUUUCACUCCAUAUAAUGUUUACGAUGUUGUUGCUGCAAUUCACAACAAUUGGGUAAUAUGGUCAAGUAAUAGAGUAAAUAAAAGAUGUGUUCGUAUUGUCGUUCAUGGAAAGUUAAACGACCCAAAACUGGUCCAAAUCACCGUUUUGCGUAAUACUAAUAUUCCUGGAUUUAAAACAGAUGUUCAAGGUGGGAAACUAACUCAACAAAAGGAUAUCAUGAGGAUGCAUUUGAUAAAUGAAUUUCUUAGAGGUGCACGUCUUGCCAGGAAGCGAAUUAGUAGACGAAGAAAACUGGGAACACAGUCGACAGAAGAUUGCGGAGAUUCUCCAACUAAAAAAGUUUCAUAUUAUGUGCCUAAAAGAAAACUAGUAAUGCCAAAGCAAUAUGUUAAAAGACCUAAAAAAGAUCAACAGGAGCAAGAUGAAACAGAUGAGGAAGAUAUUUUGGAAGAUGAAGAUGAAGAUGAAGAAGAUGAGGAUGGCAUAGAACAAAUGAAGCAACAAAAAAAAAUGUAUCUAAAUGAAAAGAAAUUAUUAGAAAAUGAAAUAACUAAGCUGAAAUUCGAAGUAAAUCAAAUCCAAGAACUAAUUGUGGCAGAAAGAGACCAAUCUAUAGAUAAAGCAGGCACUGAGGAGGAUAGUUCAGAUGAUGAUGAAAAUGACCAAGCUGAGGAACGUGAAGAUGGUGAACAAGAUGAUGCUCCAAUUGAUCUUCAAGAUGGGAAAUGUGACGAUAUAUCUGAUAAAAAACGAGAGCGUAGGAGAAAAUUAAAAAAAUUAUAUGGUCAAAUCAGACGGAAAAGAAUGAGACUAUCUGAAGCUGAAGAAAAAUUGAUUAGUUUGAAAGAAAAGUAUAUUGAAGGAGAUGGAAUAUUAGAUUGUGUUAUACCAAAGGAGCAAAUUGAAAGAAUGCAGGAAUUAAUCAAUAGCAUAAAACGUGCGCGUCAGAAUUUAGCACAACUAAGAUAUAUAUAUACUGUUGGGAAAAAGUCGGAAGGCGAUGGAAGUAAAGAUUAUCAAAAAAAGUGUGAAAAUUUAAUAAGGAAAGAACAAGCUAAUCUUGAAGAAUUGGAAAAAGAAAUAUUUAUAUUAGAAUGUACAAUGAGAGAAAAAAUAGGUUUUAAUUUGGAAUUAUAUUAUUCACUACUAGAAGGACCGCUGAAAGUUGGUAGUAAUGUGUACCAUAAUAUUAAAGCAGGGCCACAUAAGAAAAAAAGAUAUGAACCUAUAAAGGUUAAGCAAAUUCAAUUAAGUGAAUUAACACAACGUAUAGAAGAAGAAGAAUCUACAGAAGAACCAGAAUCUAUGGAUGAACAACAGAAUAUACCAGAACCACCUAUAGUGGAACAAUAUAUAACAGAACCCCAGUAUAUACCAGAACAUCAACUUAUAGUAGAGCAACCUGUACCAGAACCUCAAGAGCAACAAACUAUACAAGAACAUCAAUCUAUGUCAGAACCUCAACCUAUAACAGAACCUCAAGUGACAUAUAAACCGUAUAAACCUAGAAUACAAGGUUCACAAGGAAUGAGAAAACAAUCACAAACUCAAGAUCAAGGUACAUCAGAAACUCAAGAUCAAGUUACAUCAGAAACUCAAGAUCAAGGUACAUCAGAAACUCAAACACAAGUUACAUCAGAAACUCAAGAUCAAGGUACAUCAGAGCAAGAUGGAGUUGUAAAUCAACCGAGAUUAUUUAGACCAUAUUUAGAUGAACCCUAUCAACCACAACAACAACAACCACAACAAGUUCAGCAUAUUCAACAACCAUAUGACCCAUAUCAGCAUCCUUAUCAACAUAUACCAGGACCAUUUCAGCCGUAUCAAGAACCUUAUCAACCUUAUCAAGAAUCAUUUCAACCUUAUCAGCAACCAUAUGACCCAUAUCACCAACCAUAUGACCCAUAUCAGCAACCAUAUCAACCAGUACCAUAUGAACCUUAUCAACCUAUACCAGGAACUCAAUAUAUUGAAUUACAGCCAAUUCAACAACAAUAUUAUCCUGGACCUCAAUAUGUUGAAUUACAACCAAUACAACAACAAAUUCCACAACCUGUACCAGAACCCGUACCACAAAUUCAACAGCAACAACCACUGAAACAACCUGUACCAGGACCUCAACAGCAACAACCAGUGCUGGAGCCAGAAGUAGUGACCGUAAGUAUUUCUGAUGAUUCAGAUGAGGAUGUAGAACAAGAAACUCAAACUCAACCUGGACAGCCACAAUAUCAACCGCCUCCAUAUCAACCAAAUCAGCCACCUCAACCGGCUAAAUAUCAACCGCCCCAACAACCUGUAUCAGGACCUCAACAACCAUAUCAACCGCCUCAAUAUCCUGGCCAGCCUCAGCCAUUUCAACCUCAUGUCAUAUCACAAGAAGGAAUAACAUAUCCGCAGCAGCCAUUUCAACCUAUACCAGGAUACCUUCAAGAACUACUAGCUCGUAAAGCUACACAGAAUCAAAACGAACCCCCUAAAAGAAAACGUGGUAGGCCACCUAAGAUACGUAGAACACCUGAAGUACACGAAAAUACCAAAAAAGAUAAAUACACUCAAACUUAUGGGUCAAUUUACACAUUCCCCGUUCCUGCUCAACCACUCAUUCCUCCUUAUCCAUCUGUUGAAAAAGAGAAGAAUCAAGAUGGAGGAGAAGAAAGAGAGCCUCCAAAACAGCCAACUGGAACUAAUGGAAAAAUCCAAAGGUCAAAAGGAGAAUGGAUAGAACAAAAAUAUUACAAAAAAGUAAACAAUGAAUGGCAAUUAGUAGGGAAAACUGAAUUUUAUAUAUUGUUGCAAAAAUAUGAAAUGGAGGAAGAGUAG